This is a messenger RNA of Triticum aestivum (bread wheat), 797 nucleotides long. RefSeq lists its product as uncharacterized. The record is from RefSeq and is a predicted model, not a curated record. The transcript has 3 exons. Lineage: Eukaryota; Viridiplantae; Streptophyta; Magnoliopsida; Poales; Poaceae. Bases 363 to 797 code for a protein of 144 amino acids.
CAGCGAUUGCUUCUGGUCGUCCGGCGUUAGUACUUUUGCAAAACAGUCCCUGUACUUUUGGGUAAUCAACCCGCAGUCCACGAUUAAGUGAACAACAUUUCGCUCAGCAUGUUUUACAUAAAAACACCUCAUAUUUUACAUAAUCAGCCCGCAGUCCAUCAGUAUCUCUUUCCUCCUGAGUCCGAGCGAGAUGGGGCCGCUAUGCAGACGACGUCGGGCGCGGCGGCGGCGAUCUCCGGCCAGAUCCGGUCGGGGAGGCGAGGCAGGGGCCAGAUCCUAUUCAGAGGACGGCGUGGAGGCGAUCUACGAGGCACGGGAGGAGGUCAGGCGGCGGGGCUUGAACUCCAGCAAGCCCCCUUUUGAUGGAUGGGGCCGCCCACAUCGCUAGCGACUCCUCGGAGGACGACAGGGCCUCCUCCUCCGCGUCCUCUACCGGUUCGGCCUCCUGGCGCUCCCAGCUGCACAAGUGGAUUCACCUGCGGCGGCGCCGGCGCCGGCGCCCGUUGUCCGCUCGGAGAGGAGAGGGCGGUGAAGCCAACGGCAAGGGCGACGGUGACGACGUGCAGGACCUCGCGCUGCCGCUGGGGAGAUGUCCUUCGCGGCGGUUCUCGCCCAGGUUAUCAUAUGACAGAACGUCUGGGGUGAAAGCUAAGCUACUUCCAAUGGUCCCAAAUGAGAAGGCAAGAAGGUAUCAGGUGUAUGAGAAGACCCCCGCACAUGCCCAUUCCAUUCUCUAUGAAGUCAAAAGUUUCCCACUGAAUAUAUUUGGUACUAAAAUGGUCGUUAUGUCAGCAUGA